Molecule: messenger RNA, 1180 nt
Organism: Setaria italica (foxtail millet)
Lineage: Eukaryota; Viridiplantae; Streptophyta; Magnoliopsida; Poales; Poaceae
Product: glycine-rich RNA-binding protein 2, mitochondrial
Exons: 5
Coding region: 224-517 (97 amino acids)
Molecular function (GO): RNA binding
Source: RefSeq, a predicted model, not a curated record
CGUCCGAUUCCCCGUUUCCUCCGCGCCAGCCCUUCCGAUGCUCUGCCUCGCUCGCUCCCCACCCUAGCAGUCAUUACCGACCCGCGGCGGCGGCGAGCACGUGCGAGGCUGCGACGGCGAGGAGCUUUGCGCGCGAGGCGAGCUACGCGCGGGACGCAACGGCGACGUCAAUCUGCGCCCGGGACACCGCGGCGGCUGGCGAGCACGUGCGAGGCGCGGGCAGAUGAUGCUGAAUGGGAGAGGAGGGAUGCUGCGCAAUGCUGUGACUCCGUUCGGGAAGCUGUUCAAUCGGAACGCCGCAUGUUCAUGUGCACGCACGCCCAAGUUAUUCAUCGGCGGUCUUUCUUACGAUACAAAUGAAACAGCUCUCAAGGAUGCUUUCUCUCAACAUGGCGAUGUUAUUGCAGUGAAGGUGAUAUGCCAUCCGACAACGGGGAAGUCGAAAGGAUUUGGUUUCGUUACAUUUUCUUCGGAAGACGAAGCUGCUGCAGCAGUGCAGAAGAUGAACGGUGCUUGAUGGAAGGACCAUUCGGGUGCAGUACUCAGACAGUGGGCGAUCUGACACUACCGAUUUAGAUGCAUAAUUGCAUUUUCCUUGCCGUGUCUCCAGCAACGCAUUUUUCAUCAACAUCCUCCAGUUAGUGACAAGGCAGUCCAAGGCAAUAGUCAGAUCACCCAUCUUCUCAAGCCCUCGACAAUGUAAGUGGCAUAGAGAUCCCUGUUAAGCAAAGCGGCACCACAUGAGCUCCAUGCAGGUCACUUGAAAUAGUUAACUACUCAUGCCUCGACUUGAACUUAUUGACAGUCACAACUCAUACCUGAGAAUCAAAACUCAUAUGAAAUGGCUUUUGAGGCAACGACUAUGUAGCAGAGUUUUAGUUUUUGUUGCCAAGAAUGAGAUUGAUAUGAUUUUAUAGAAGGAACAGAGGCACUAAUGCCCAAUUUCCCUUUCCCCCCCCCAUUGAUCGGCUCGCUGGGAGGGGGAUGACAUUGACUGAGAAAGUAGGCAGACCAAGCAAGCCUUCUCAGUGAACACAAGACAAUAUCAACUAUAGCAUGUUGCUGAGGCAGUUAAAUUAAGCACCAAUUUUCAGCAUCGUAACAUAUUGCAGACUAGGUACGUAUAAUCUGAAUAUCUUAUCCAAAGACAAAUUUAUCAACAAAGUUAUGGUCAGCUAUA